AUGAAUAUUGAAGCAGAAGAUGACGAUGAUUUAUUGAAUGAGUUAGACCAUGAAUUGAAAAAUACACAAACAAGUAAAGUUAGUUUCAAAAAGAAAUCUUUCAACAAGCCACAAAAAAUCCAACGAAACAAACUACUGUUCAAUAUUGAUGAUGAAGAGGAGGAUGAAGAGAAGGAGGGACAUGAUGGAGAGAAGAAUAACAUCAAUGAGCUAAAACCUGUUCCAAGCAAAGGAGCAUCGUUACUUCGAUUCAACCCACGAACUAAAUUUACAAAAGAAAAAUCAUCAGAAACAGAACAACCAGUUAAAAAACCAAUCAAUUUAUCAAGAUAUCAAAUUGACACCAAGACCACAACUACUACCGAUAAUGCUGAUCAAGAAAUUAUACCAUUUGAGUUGGAUGAAGAGGAUCCUGAAAAUAAUCCAGUAAUCACCAAUAUAGAUGAUCUCAAUGAUGAAGAUAAUGAAGAGUUUGCUAAACUAAAAUCAAAGCUAAUUGCCACCACCACCACAUCACAAAUUUUUAAUCACUCUGAAGUCUUAACUUCUGCUAAUAAAGAUACACCAAAACGAUAUGUACCAAUAGAAACCAAUCGUGUUCCAGAAUCCCUGAAAUUAUCAAUUCGACAAUAUACCAAGGCUUUAGUGAACGAAUAUAAAGAUGACAAGAAUUAUGAUGAUGGAACAGAACGACAAAACCAAGAAGAUCAAGAUCUACUUUUGCAUGAUAUCAAUGAUGGCGAUAUAGAAUUGAAUGAUGAAGAUAUGGGGAUAUUAAAUAUUGGUAAACGUGCUAAUUUUGACGACAAUAAGUUUAAUUUUGAAAUACAUAGUGAUGAUGACGAUGAAAAAGAAGAAAGUGAUGAUAGACUACAUAGUGAGAAUGAGAGUAAUGACAAUGGUAAUAUAGAUUUCAGGAUACCAACUGUUGAAGAACAAAUUAUGAAAAUCAACGGAUUAAUUAAACAACUUGAAGUCACAAAAUCAGAAAAACAGAAACUUGUUCAAAAUCUUAAGAUUGAACGAGAUGAAUUAACCGAAACAAAACUGGAACUACUAGAGAAAUUAAAUAAUUUGGUUAUUUAG
Candida albicans SC5314 is the source of this 1086-nucleotide messenger RNA. RefSeq lists its product as uncharacterized. NCBI's taxonomy places the organism in Eukaryota, Fungi, Ascomycota, Pichiomycetes, Serinales, Debaryomycetaceae. The record is from RefSeq and is a predicted model, not a curated record. The transcript has a single exon. Bases 1 to 1086 code for a protein of 361 amino acids.